This is a messenger RNA of Bemisia tabaci, 1558 nucleotides long. It is a transcript of the gene bs, whose product is annotated as serum response factor blistered. Gene Ontology annotation, molecular function: protein dimerization activity; DNA-binding transcription factor activity, RNA polymerase II-specific; cis-regulatory region sequence-specific DNA binding. The record is from RefSeq and is a predicted model, not a curated record. Gene Ontology annotation, biological process: positive regulation of transcription by RNA polymerase II. NCBI's taxonomy places the organism in Eukaryota, Metazoa, Arthropoda, Insecta, Hemiptera, Aleyrodidae.
UCUACCUCAGUUCGGUGUCUGAUGGUGCUGCGGCAUCAAGCGAUGUGCGGAAAGUUGUGAUAGAGGUUAAGUUCGCUCGUGGUCUUUCGUCUCCCGGUGCCGUGUUUUCGAUUUUGCUUUAAGUUUGAAGGAAUGUUCUGUUAAGUGCGUGCCAAACACUAUGGAUUCCCCAUCAAGCGGGGGAAGAGAUUCCCGGUUCAGCAUGGGAUAUAACAUGUCAUUACUCAGCGGCGAUACUGCCAACGAAAUUUAUACUAGUAGUGUUCAUACCCGGCCGUCGACUUCAAUAACCUCUGGAUUACCAAGGUCUUCUCUCACGAAUUGUGGUGCCGGUCUAAAUCGCGGUUUAAAACGGACGAAUUCGGAUUUGUGCUUUGAUUCAGACCCAGUGAGUAGAUCUAACAUACCAAAUAUGACGGGUGAUUGUGGUUCGGACAUAGUGGACGAAAGUUAUUCACCUUCAACCCAGAAAGGGUCGCCACCCUCCAAUGGGAAGAAAACUAAAGGUCGUGUUAAGAUUAAAAUGGAAUACAUUGAGAAUAAACUAAGGAGAUACACUACUUUCUCAAAGCGGAAAACCGGAAUCAUGAAGAAGGCGUACGAGCUGGCGACGCUGACGGGUACCCAGGUGAUGCUGCUGGUGGCCUCGGAGACGGGGCACGUGUACACGUUCGCGACGCGGAAGCUGCAGCCGAUGAUCACCUCGGAGGCCGGGAAAGCGCUCAUCCAGACGUGCCUCAACUCGCCGGACCCGUGCUCCUCUUCGGGCGGCGACCAGCGGAUGUCGGCCACCGGCUUCGAGGAGACGGAGCUCUCCUACAACAUCGGCGACGACGAGCAAAAAGAGGAUUCUGUUUCGCUCCGAUCAGACAGUGACGACUCAAGUAGUUCUGAUUCCCCUACGCCACCCUCCUCUCACGAUGAUGCCUUAGCUGGGUUCCCAUCACUAAGCAGUCAGUUGCGGGCUGCAGCUUGCGCAUCUCUGUUCGAUCGACUGCCAAAUGUGAGCGAUGCAGGGUCAAGCGGUCAAGAAGGAAAAUCUUCUCCCCUCUCGGCGUCAUCAUCCGAGUCCCAGAAGUCACCAUCAAAGUCGUCUUCCACUCAAAACAGUGGCGCUGGUGAUGAAACUUUUGCAGUGAGCUCCUCAGGACUUUUGUAUCCGACUUCACAGGGCAUGCUGUAUGCAUCCCCGUCAAAUAAUAGCGUACUCUUCAGUCUGGACCACAGAGGCCUUCCCACUUCCUCUCACUAUAUUCGAAUCCCGUUGCCUAUCGUCUCUUCACCAUCUGCCUACAAGCCUGCCGACCUCAGUAGCAAGAGCAGAAAAUAAUUCACAGGCAGAUUUCAAGCGCGGAUUUUUUUCGCGAUCAAACAUCUGUCUCCUAUUCUUUUUUUUUCUUUCUUUAAGACUGUUUGUGUAACUAAUCUAUUUUGUACAUUUUACCCUCUUCCUAUUAAGAUUUUGUAAGUCUCUGUACGGAAUCUUGAGGUUUUCUUUUUUUGUUAAAUUCUUAGUUCAAUUUUGAUUGGAAAUAAAUAUAUUACCAUUAACAACGUU